Molecule: messenger RNA, 195 nt
Organism: Paraglomus brasilianum
Lineage: Eukaryota; Fungi; Glomeromycota; Glomeromycetes; Paraglomerales; Paraglomeraceae
Source: the annotation of a GenBank genome assembly
AUGGCAGCUGAGGAAGCUGAAAGUCUGACUUCAACAUUCAAAGAAACACUGAUGGAGGAAGUAAAAACAACGAUCGAAAAGCUUUGCAGGAGAGCCAGAGGCAUACAGUCUCCAUCUCGAGAGUCUCCAAGGGCGAUUAUGAACAACUUCUCCAGACGUUGGGUCUCAAAUUGGAAUCAAUUGAUUAUGACAUAG